AUGGAUUCACAGAAGGAUGUUCAACCUCCAAAGCAGCAGCCAAUGAUUUACAUUUGUGGAGAAUGUCAUACGGAAAAUGAAAUAAAGGCAAGAGAUCCUAUCAGAUGCAGAGAAUGUGGUUACCGAAUAAUGUACAAGAAAAGGACAAAAAGAUUGGUGGUUUUUGAUGCCCGAUGA
Charadrius vociferus (killdeer) is the source of this 177-nucleotide messenger RNA. RefSeq names its product polymerase (RNA) II (DNA directed) polypeptide K, 7.0kDa (gene POLR2K). Bases 1 to 177 code for a protein of 58 amino acids. Gene Ontology annotation, biological process: DNA-templated transcription. The transcript has 3 exons. The record is from RefSeq and is a predicted model, not a curated record. Lineage: Eukaryota; Metazoa; Chordata; Aves; Charadriiformes; Charadriidae. Gene Ontology annotation, cellular component: RNA polymerase III complex; RNA polymerase I complex; RNA polymerase II, core complex. Gene Ontology annotation, molecular function: DNA binding; zinc ion binding; DNA-directed RNA polymerase activity.